AUGGUGUACUUAGCUACUUUAAUUUUAACCCUUCUGCAUUUGUACGGAACGUCUGCAACUCCAUUACAAACUGUAAAUGGAACUAUUAGCAUUCAGAUUGGAACAACGGCAGGAUGUCCUGAUGCUGUCCGUUUCAUGACCCAAGUUGUGCCAACAUUUGCAAAAUAUAAGAAUUUUUUGAAUAUAGAAUUUGUUCCUUGGGGAAGAGCAAUAAGAAAUGCUGAUGGCAGUCUCACUUGUCAAUUUGGAGAACCCGGUUGUUGGGCUAAUCGAGUUCACAGGUGCGUUCUAAGUCUACUUUCAGGUAAUUAUGAAGCUAAGGUACAAUAUAUGUCGUGUGAAUUCACUGAACCCUUCCCUGCAUUUCGACAAAGAAGUUUGAGUUGUGCUCGAUCUGUUGGCGUGAAUUUAAUUGAUGUGGACUACUGCAUAUCAACAACUGGAGACGCACUAGAAGGCCGAGCUGAAGAAAUUUCAAGAGCAGCUGUAGCAACAAUAAAUUUUAUUCCUUUUGUUAUAUUUAAUAACAAUAUAGAUGUUAACCAACACAGACAAGCUUAUCAGAGAUUUGAUAGUACAAUUUGUUUCGCAUUGGCUGACGAUCCAAGUACAGGCAUUACUCAUUGUAGAUUAGAAGUA
Molecule: messenger RNA, 639 nt
Organism: Brenthis ino (lesser marbled fritillary)
Lineage: Eukaryota; Metazoa; Arthropoda; Insecta; Lepidoptera; Nymphalidae
Source: the annotation of a GenBank genome assembly